Molecule: messenger RNA, 1881 nt
Organism: Fusarium pseudograminearum CS3096
Lineage: Eukaryota; Fungi; Ascomycota; Sordariomycetes; Hypocreales; Nectriaceae
Exons: 3
Coding region: 1-1881 (626 amino acids)
Source: RefSeq, a predicted model, not a curated record
AUGGGUGAGACUACACCUACUACAGCUUCUCAGCCCGCAGAUAUCAACAAGAUACUGUCUCUCCUGAAAGCAAAAGAUGAUACGCAAAGAUUUGUAGGACUAGCACUCCUCAAGUCCAUCCUCGAUGGCUCAGAGAAGCUAAGACAAGAUGAGCAAACAGUACAGAGCUUGUGGUCAAGUCUUUCACCAAAGUUUCUCGAUCGCCUGCUGCGAACAGGUUCAAACCCUUCUACCAAGAACUCAAAAGAGAUGCUUGACUUGGUUGUGUCUGUUCUACAUAUAUUCGCCAUUCUACUCCCUGACCAAGCGACAAGCGAUGUCAAGUUCAUCAACAGAAUCCCUCUCCUCGUCAACGCAGUCCUAUAUAGCUCUGAUGAUACUACAAAGUUGAUUCUUCAGCUACUGCAUACUCUUGUCAGCUCUCAACAAGGAGCGCAAGCGUUUAUCAAGAUAGAAGACUUUAGCUCCCUCACUGAGAUCGCGCCCAAUCAUGCGCAGGUUCUCGACAUACUCUGCUUUGCAUGGCUCAACUCCAUGACUGGCGUUGAAGACCACACUGCACUAGCUAAGCAAGUUGAUGACACACUCCAAAGUCUAGUCUCGUCGUUCACCGGAACUGACGGAGUGACGCUUCUCGAGUUUCUUGGUUACUUUCUCAGACACGCCAACUCUAUCAUCCUGCCUAGACAGCCCAAAUGGCUCAAGAACGUUGUCAAUCAUAUUAGAAAACUUGUCACAAGCAGGCCAACACCAGAAGCUCGUGCAGCCUAUACUAACGCAACCGCUUCAAUACUUCAGGCCUUCCCAACUGAGGCUCGCAAACUCAUUUUCACAGACGAUAGAAAGGAAGAAAAGGCUUUCUCUUAUCUACUCAUCAACCUUCUCCUCAUUGAUAUACGAGCCUCUGCCCCUAGUCUCCUAGAACAGCUAAACAAGCCCGAGUAUCCCAAGGCAUCAACACGACUCACAUCAGCUUUCGAUGUCAUCUCCAUCUUCAUCGGAUAUCUUGUGGAAUGUCUCGAAGACGAAUCUUUGGAAACAUUUUUCAUGACCCCAGAUAAUCUCCUUCAGCUCCGUACGGGCGUCACUGAGACAAUGUCCCUCACAGCUGAAUAUCUACGUGACCGGUGGGACGCCUCCGUUGCUGGAGCCAUGGGCCUGCACCCUGAUGCACGAACUGGUACAACGGACACCUCGGCAGGAAAACACCAUACGCUGGCUUGGGACUCGAUGAAGGACAACGCUGAUGACGAUAUGCUCAUACUUUCUGCCGUGCGGACUUUGGCACUCUGGUUACGAGAGGAAGAGAAUGACACCCUACGGAAAGAAGCAACAGGAUUGACGGACAUGUUUAUGGAUCUUUACAAAUCCAGCUCACAAGACAAGCUCGACUUUAGAUCUGCAGUCCUUGUCGCCCUCGAAGGCUUGAUUGCGGUGCCUCAAGGUUGCGAACUAUUGCUCGCUAAUGAUGGUUGGACAAUACUUACUCACGAUCUCGGCUCGAUUCUUCAGCAUCCUCGAGCCUGUCGGGAGCAGGAUGCAUCGCGAGCUAUUGACAUUGUCCGUGUCCUGCUUCCGAUAGUCGAGCAAGAAACCAGUGGCGUACCUGAAAGUUGGAUGGAUCUGAUCACCUCUGUAGCUGCAUGGGACAUCCCUGAUUCCGGACUUUCACCCCUCUCUCAGGAAGCACUGGUUGCAGCUUUGCAGUUCUGCUGCGCGAUACUCGUUGAAGCCAAUUCGGGUAUGCGGCAGAGGUACCAACACUCCAUUGCUGCCAUUCAUGGUAUUGCAGCUCAGCUUGCCAAACAGGCUGGAAAAGAUGGUCCUGAGGCGGACACGCUGGAAGAUGUACUUGACACACUCGCGUCGUUGAAUCAGUAA